Molecule: messenger RNA, 693 nt
Organism: Marchantia polymorpha subsp. ruderalis
Lineage: Eukaryota; Viridiplantae; Streptophyta; Marchantiopsida; Marchantiales; Marchantiaceae
Source: the annotation of a GenBank genome assembly
AUGCCCAAGCAUGUUGCGAUUAUCUUAGAUGGCAACAAUCGUUACUCGAAGGCGAGAGGCUUGCGUGGAGGUGAAGGCUUCGAAGUUUUGCUCAAGAAGAGUCUCAAAGAGGCUGUGAGAGUCAGCGUUGAUUGGGGAAUCGAGAUACUCACACUCUUUUACUUCUCUUGCGACAACUGGAAUCGAGGAAUGGUCAUUUCUAAAACCCAUUUCUGCAUUUGGCGAUGUUUGUUACAGUCUGCAGUCCUCGCCGUGAUACUUUUUAACGAUCUUUGUAACGUAAGCUUCUACGCUGUUGAUCGUACAGAGAGAUUUCCUGAGACUUUGCAAAAACUGGUGGGGAUGAAGGUUGUUGUGGCAGCCGGGUACGGUGGAAGACGGGACAUUCUUCAAGCUACUCAGAGAAUAGCUCAAUUGGUGGCUAACAAAGAACUCUCCAUCGAUGAGAUAAACCUGGAAGUGUUCGAGUCACAUCUCAUGACAAAUCACAUGCAUCCAUCCAGUGUUGAUCUUACGAUGCGGACGAGCGGAGAGCAUAGAAUUAGCAACUUCCUUCUUUGGCAGAUGGCGUGGACCGAGUUUGUAUUUUUGAACGAAACCUGGCCUGAGUUUAGACGUGAUUCGAUGAAGAAUGCAUUAAUCAGUUACCAGUCUAGGGACCGAAGACUUGGUCUAAGAAAGACCAAGUUCUGA